GCCUGAUGUAUUGCUAUGAGAACUAUGCUCGGAGCAGGGUUAUCGUUUCUUCUUCUCGUCCUUGGAGCUCAGGCUCGUCCUGAACUAGAUGACAACUGGGAAGCAUUUAAGACCAGAUAUGAGAAGAACUAUGAAAGCAGUGAGCAUGAAGCACAAAAAAGAUUAGCUUGGGAGGCAAACUAUGACUUUAUCCAGGAACAUAACGCGGCAUUUUCAGCUGGGUUUGAAACCUACAGUGUUGGGGAGAAUGAGUUCAAUGACCUCACAAACGAAGAGUUUGUCAGCAUGCUGAAUGGGUAUCAGGUUCCUGCCGAGCAGGAGGAAAAACAGAAUGCAGUCUUCACACCUCGGUCAACUGACCUCCCAACAUCGGUUGACUGGAGGCCAAUGGGAUUUGUUACUCCAGUGAAGAACCAGAAGCAGUGUGGAAGCUGCUGGGCCUUCUCUGCUACUGGUAGCCUGGAAGCUGCUCAUUUCAACAAGACCAAGAAACUUGUUUCUCUCAGUGAACAGAACCUGGUCGACUGCUCAGCAAAGGAAGGAAAUCACGGAUGUUUCGGUGGACUUAUGGACUUUGCUUUCCAAUACGUCAAGGAUAACAAUGGAAUAGACACAGAGGAAUCAUAUCCAUACACUGCAGUUACAGGAAAGACCUGCAAGUACAAUGCAACUAGUAUCGGAGCAAACCUCACUAGCUGGGUUGAUAUCAAGAAGGGCAGUGAGGAAGAUCUUGCUGCAGCUGUAGCUCAACAUGGACCUAUCAGUGUUGCCAUUGAUGCAGGACAUCCUGGAUUCCAGAUGUACAAGCAUGGAAUCUACUACAGUAAGCUAUGUAGUUCUACUAGACUAGAUCACGGAGUACUCGCAGUAGGAUAUGGACAAGGGAAAAAUGCUGUUGGUAUGACCCAGAAGUUCUGGAUAGUGAAGAAUAGCUGGGGAGAAUCAUGGGGAAUGCAUGGAUAUAUAAACAUGGCUAAGGAUUUGAAGAAUAUGUGCGGUAUUGCUACAGCUGCCUCAUAUCCUGUAGUUUAACUGUAUCAAGCAGACACUGAAAAUAUUGUUUGUUUAUACCAAUCAUAAUAAAAAUGUAAUUUUGCA
Molecule: messenger RNA, 1098 nt
Organism: Eurytemora carolleeae
Lineage: Eukaryota; Metazoa; Arthropoda; Copepoda; Calanoida; Temoridae
Product: cathepsin L1
Exons: 12
Coding region: 16-1032 (338 amino acids)
Cellular component (GO): lysosome
Molecular function (GO): cysteine-type endopeptidase activity
Source: RefSeq, a predicted model, not a curated record